AAAAUACAUAUCAUGCAGGAGGAGGAACAGAGAAUGGGAAAGGAAGUAUCGGAGAGCUGUCUGGACAUUCUGCUUAUAGAGACGGUCUCUUCCUAUACCAAUGGCUUCUAUGCUGGCAAACCGGAACUCGUGGCUCAGGCUGUCGAGGCCAUCGGUUAUCAGGUUGGAAACCAGCUCUGUGAAAGGUACACGAUGGAGAGGUCACAAUUUAGUGAUCACCUAGAAGCAAUCAAAUUUAUCUGCACAGACUUCUGGAUUAAGAUCUUCAAGAAGCAGAUAGAUACCCUGAGGACAGAUCAUAAAGGUACCUUUGUACUGAGAGAUAAUCGUUUCCGCUGGAUUUCACGGGUGUCAAAUCCAAUAUCAGAGGAUUCCGGUGCUACAUUUCCUUCAACACUGCCAGUAAAUUUUGCACAAUCAAGGAAAAUGCACCUCUACUUUCCCUGCGGUAUUAUAAGGGGAGCACUCUCGAAUUUGGCAAUUCCUUGUGCAGUUACUGCAGACAUAUCAAGCCUUCCUUCAUGUAUAUUUACUAUCCAAAUAAGGCGUGAUUAGAUAUCAAACGGAAGAGAUGGAUCAUAACAUGUCUAUAUGAGCAUCUUCUGAACACGGAACGCUGAAGGAAAAAGAUCUGCAUUCUUACCCUUCUUUCGACAGCCUGAUCCCAUGUCAAACAGCAAAAGAUUUAUAGGUACCAGGUGUUUCAAGGCUUCACUUCCUCGAUGUCUCCCAAGCAUGCAUGGAGCAUAUUCAUUAGAUA
Molecule: messenger RNA, 760 nt
Organism: Daucus carota subsp. sativus
Lineage: Eukaryota; Viridiplantae; Streptophyta; Magnoliopsida; Apiales; Apiaceae
Exons: 4
Coding region: 13-555 (180 amino acids)
Biological process (GO): endoplasmic reticulum to Golgi vesicle-mediated transport; regulation of GTPase activity
Cellular component (GO): trans-Golgi network; TRAPP complex; cis-Golgi network
Source: RefSeq, a predicted model, not a curated record